AUGUCUUCUGAUACCGGCAUCUCCUCCUCGACUACAGCCAGUGGAUCGCCGCCAAUUGAAUCGAAGGUCGUGGGAGAGGCGUUACGGUUGAGUCAUAUUGCUAACGACGAUAAGGUUCUGGAAAACCUGUGUGCAUUCUUGCCAUCAGCUGUAAUGAAAUUGCAAAGGCUGAGUAAAAUCUUCCACUGGAGGUUGGACUCAGAAAGGGUUGGAAAGAUACUCUCGAAAGUGGCUACUGAGUUGAAUAUUCUGUCUCUGGACCCGUUUCGGGUAGCGGCGUGUGGUAUGGUGGAUUUGCUGUGGUUGCUGAUAGUGACCAGUGAUAUCGACGUUAGGAGUUGUCGAGAUGACGAAGGAGGUACACUGUUGCAGCGAGCGACUCGGUCGGGCAAUUUGCCGACGAUGAUGGUGUUGUUGGAAAGAGGGUGCAACGUCAAUGCUAAAGGAUCGUCGGGUUAUACGCCACUUCACGAGGCAUGUUACUUGGUAGAAAAACCAGCAGUGUGCGAUCUACUGCUAACACGGGGGGCAAAUGUUGACGCUAUUUCUACGAAUGGUUCUACGCCACUCUUCGUGGCCUGUCGAGAGCCUAGGGGUGCUGCUGUGGCUGCGACGUUGCUGAGGUAUGGCGCGCAUCCUGAUGAUGGUGGUGAUAAGGGGUGGACGCCCUUGUUUGUGGCAGCAUUGACAGGCCAGGAGGAUACUGUUGCUUUGUUGUUGUCAUAUAGUGCAUGCAUAAACGAGGUGAAUCCUGUGGAUGGUCGAACGCCCCUGCACGCGGCUGCUGAGGUUGCGGCGAUUGAUGUGGUGGAGAUCCUCUUGAGGCAUGGUGCUGAUGUGCAUGCUACGGAUGUUGUAGGAAUGGAUGCCAAAUUUACUUUUGGAGGAAUUUUCCCGCGCGCGCCACGAAAUUGCAGAAUUUUCUCUCAGCAUGGGAAGACGCCGGCUGAAACGGUUGGUGUCGGGUUGGGCCCCGAGGUUUUGGCACAGCUUCAUGAGGAAGGGCUAUUGACUGAAGGGGAUAUGGUCGAUGAUGAGGAGCUGAUGAGGUUGAUGAUAGAACAUCCUAGGGCGAAGGCUGUUCGAGAGUUUACGGUAGAGUCAUUUGUGUGGAGUUUCCGAGUAGAAACAAUUUUCGAGAGUUUUGCAUUUUUAAUCGAAUUUGGUAUCAUUUGA
Perkinsus marinus ATCC 50983 is the source of this 1176-nucleotide messenger RNA. RefSeq names its product NF-kappa-B inhibitor alpha, putative. NCBI's taxonomy places the organism in Eukaryota, Perkinsozoa, Perkinsida, Perkinsidae. Bases 1 to 1176 code for a protein of 391 amino acids. The transcript has 8 exons. Gene Ontology annotation, molecular function: protein binding. The record is from RefSeq and is a predicted model, not a curated record.